UUCCUCCAGUCUUCCCCAUCCACCCCCGCCCCGCCCGCGCUGGACACGUCGGGGCGGAAGUCGAGGUCCGCCCGCUCCACUGCAGGCGCCCCAGCUGAAGCGGCCCGCCUGGGGUCCGAGCCGGAAGGAAGUGGAGCGGACCGGACAGGAGCUGGCCCCCUGCUAGCCGGGUCCGAGCGGUAGCCGGGAUUUCUGGAACAGGCGUUCUAGGGGCCGAGGAGAAUGGGGACGGAGAGGCGGCUGCUCCCGGCCGCAGCCGCCCUGCUCUGGGGCUUUCUGCUAAGAAUGACAGCUGCUCGGGAAGGAAUCAUACAUGCAUAUGGAGAAGGAAAACCAUUACCAUCUAAAGAUUAUUGCAUGCUUUAUAAUCCCUCUUGGACGAAUCUUCCCACUACAAUAGAAAAUACAACUUCAUUUAGUUUGGAGAAUCUGACCACACCACUCUGCAACUCUUCUGACAUUCCUUCCACUGGAAUAAGAAAUAAAGUCGUUGCAGUAUCAUGGGGCACCUGUGAAUUUCUCGAAAAAGCUAAGAUUGCACAAAAAGGAGGCGCUGAAGCAUUGUUGGUUGCCAAUGACAGUUUAUAUUUUCCUCCAUCAGGAAACAAUUCUGAAUUUCAAGAUGUGAAAAUAUUGAUUGCAUUUAUGAGUAACAAAGACUUGAGAGAUAUGCAACAGACUCUUGGAAAUAACAUUUCUAUGAACUUCUAUGCACCAUCAUGGCCUACAUUUGAUUAUACUUUGGUAGUCAUCUUUAUAAUUGCUGUGUCAAGUGUGGCUUUAGGAGGUUACUGGAGUGGUGUCAGUGAAUUGGAGGACAUGAAGGCAGUGACAAAUACUGAAGAUAGAGAAAUAAAAAAGAAAGAAGACUCCUUAACUUUUACUCCACUUACAGUUAUAAUGUUUGUGGUUGGCUGUUGUGUUAUAAUUAUCUUACUUUAUUUCUUCUACAAGUGGCUAGUCUAUGUUAUGAUAGCAAUUUUCUGUUUGGCAUCUUCAAUGAGUUUAUACAACUGCCUUUCAUCACUAAUUAGGAAAAUACCAUAUGGACAAUGCAGGAUUGCUUGUGGCAGUAAAAGCUUUGAAGUGAGACUUCUUUUUCUUGCAGUAUUUUGUAUAUCUCUGGCUGUUGUUUGGGCUGUAUUUCGAAAUGAUGACAGAUGGGCCUGGAUUUUACAAGAUCUCUUGGGAAUGGCUUUCUGUCUGAAUCUAAUUAAAACAUUGAAAUUACCCAAUUUCAAGGCUUGUGUAAUACUUCUAGUUCUCCUCCUCAUCUAUGAUGUAUUUUUUGUUUUCAUAACACCAUUCAUCACAAAGAAUGGGGAAAGUAUCAUGAUCGAAGUUGCAGCUGGACCUUUUGGAAGCAAUGAAAAGAAUGGUGGAAACUUGGUGGAAGCCACUGCUCAGCCCUCAGCUCCCCAUGAGAAAUUACCAGUUGUUAUCAGAGUACCAAGGUUGAUAUAUUUCUCAGCAAUGAGUGUGUGUUUAGCCCCUGUUUCAAUAUUGGGUUUUGGAGACAUUAUUGUUCCAGGUCUCCUGGUUGCUUAUUGUCGAAGAUUCGAUAUACAUGUUGGUUCUUCUAUCUACUAUAUUUCCUGUGUAAUUGCAUAUGCUGUGGGCUUGGUACUCACUUUUAUAGUUCUGGUGCUAAUGAAAAAGGGGCAGCCAGCUCUUCUCUACUUAGUAUCUUGCACACUUAUUACUGUUGUGAUUAUUGCUUGGAGACGUAAGGAAGUGAAGAAGAUCUGGGAAGGCACUAGCUAUCAGGUGAUGGAAAACUUGGACUAUGGAGCUAGUGAAGAAAAUGUGACUACCAAUCAACAAACUGUCCAACAGUGAUAUUAGGUGAACCUGCAAUAAUCUGUUAUAUACAUUUUUCUACAAAUAGACAACAAAGUUUGAUUUUUUAAAAUAGGAAUUUUGAAUGGGAAAUUUAAAAGAAUCUUCAAUAAUUUGUACUGCUUGCAUAUGUAUUUUUUUAUGAGCUGGUACAAAGUACACCAUAAAUAAUGAAAAUGUAUUUUAAGAGCCAAAAUGUUAGUUGUGCCUUCACAUUAAAUAAAAGCAUAUGGUCUGUGCAAUUUUCAAA
Messenger RNA from Sarcophilus harrisii (Tasmanian devil), 2089 nucleotides. RefSeq names its product signal peptide peptidase like 2A (gene SPPL2A). The record is from RefSeq and is a predicted model, not a curated record. Gene Ontology annotation, cellular component: cytoplasmic side of endoplasmic reticulum membrane; Golgi-associated vesicle membrane; lysosomal membrane. Gene Ontology annotation, molecular function: aspartic endopeptidase activity, intramembrane cleaving. Lineage: Eukaryota; Metazoa; Chordata; Mammalia; Dasyuromorphia; Dasyuridae. The transcript has 16 exons. Bases 223 to 1839 code for a protein of 538 amino acids. Gene Ontology annotation, biological process: membrane protein proteolysis.